GAUAAAGAGAAUGAUGAAAAGAAUGAUGAGAAUGAUGAAGAGGAUGAUAAUAAUUAUGAUAAUAACAAUAAUAUUAAAGCUUCGCAUAAGCCAGCUUGGCUUGGAUUGCCACUAGCUCAAGCUGAGCCACUUUUUUUCGGCUCAGCUCAGCUCAGAUUGUGGAGAUCAAUUGACAAGCAAAGCCAAGUCAAGCCGGCUUGCAAGUCAGCUCGUUCGGCUUGCAUUUAUAUUUAG
Molecule: messenger RNA, 234 nt
Organism: Funneliformis caledonium
Lineage: Eukaryota; Fungi; Glomeromycota; Glomeromycetes; Glomerales; Glomeraceae
Source: the annotation of a GenBank genome assembly